This is a messenger RNA of Haemonchus placei, 2511 nucleotides long. Lineage: Eukaryota; Metazoa; Nematoda; Chromadorea; Rhabditida; Trichostrongylidae. The record is from the annotation of a GenBank genome assembly.
AUGGACGAUAAUCGCAAGAUAAGUCUGAUUCAGCCCCAGAAAAAGCAGUCUCAAGUGGCGAAAGCGGCCGUGUUGUCGUCGGCUAUGCUGACGAGGAAAAACUCGUCCGGACGAGCGGGUGUGUCAUCAUUUCCUGGACGAGAAAGUAUCGCUGCCAUUUCUGAUAUGCUAACUACACAACAAAAGAAAGCCAUCAAACCUGGCUACAUGGCAAGUGAGCGGCUGGAAUUAGCCCUAAAGAUUGCCUGUACCAUUUCGUUGAUCACCGUCUGCCUUCACACACCGAAAACAUUCGAACAAUGGUGGCCGCUUACAUACAUCGUGCUCUGCCUCGAUCUCGUAUCCGUGCUAAUACUCACCGCCGAGGUUGCACUCCGAAUUCAUCAUGAAGGAAUGAGCCUGAGGGACUCUUCCUACGUUCACAAUAGAUGGGCACAAUUUGAUCUCUUUAUGUUCAUCAGUUACUGGCUGUCGUGGCUGCUACAUUUCUAUCAAAUACUUCGAGUCAAUUUGGGUCUCUUCUCAGCUCCAUAUCAGGUACAACUUUCCCUAUAUACCAAUUGGAAUAUACUGAGUGUCACCGUUCAGGAAUGGUUUGGUGUGAUUCGUUCAGUACGACCGUUCAUUAUCAUUCGGCUGAUACGAUUAGCGGUCAAGUUUAAACUGCCGAGGGCCAGAAUCGAGCAGCUACUCAAGAGAUCAAGUCAGCAAGUGCAGAAUGUGACGGUGUUCUUCGUGUUCUUCAUGGCCUUGUAUGCAAUCGUCGGCAUUCAACUAUUCGGAAGAAUGGAUUACCACUGUGUACUUCCCAAAUCGGCAUGCACCCCUGCACUACCCUAUGCUUCUUUUCAGUUCCUCCGAAGUAUGGUUUUUCAAUGUUUCGUCAUAGUAUUCGUUCUGCUGAAUGCCAUCAUUAAUGCCUCUUUCGUCUAUAAACAUGAUGAAUCCGACAAAAUCAGGAAGUGGUAUUACUAUCUCAUCGAGGUGGGCUUCACGAUGUUAUUCAACUUGGAAUGCCUGAUUAAGAUCUUGUGCUAUGGUUUCCGGAAUUUUUUUCGUCGUGGAAUCUUCAAGUUCGAAUUAAUCUUAUGUAUAGGCAGCUCACUGAAUGCUAUCAAAUAUUUCUACGAUCGUAAUUAUUUCACUUACUUCCAAGCAUUUCGUCUCUUACGCCUCAUUAAAGCAUCCCCAAUACUCGAGGAUUUUGUAUGGAAGAUAUUCAGCCCUGGGAAAAAACUCGGGGGUCUGGUCAUUUUCACCAUCACUUUCGUAAUUAUCGCAUCUGCCAUAUCACUACAGUUGUUCUACGCUGUACCAAAGCUUCAUCACUUUCACACAUUUCCUCAGGAGGGUUGGACGGAUUUUGUUGUAGAAGUACUGCGAGCUACCGACGAUAAACUCGUGCCUUUUGUUGCCAUCUACUUCGUAGCAUAUCAUUUGUUUGUCACCUUGAUUGUGCUCAGCCUUUUCGUCGCCGUUAUUCUCGAUAAUCUUGAGAUGGACGAAGAAUUGAAAAAGGUCAAACAGCUGAGAGCCCGAGAAGCGACUACAUCGAUGCGUUCGACAUUGCCAUGGCGUUUACGGGUGUUUGAGAAGUUCCCGACGAGACCGCAGAUGGCGACGAUGAGACGUGUGGAUUCCGAGUUUCCCAUGCCUAAGGUUCGUGACAGCUUCGCCCAUCAAUUCGCAUUAGAAGGUGUCGACAUGGAAGUCUGUGAUCAGGAAUCUGAUCGGUCGAAAAAUUUAUUGCAAUUGGCGCCAUCGAGAAAGUACUGCCGAGAAGAGCCACAUUUCCGACAUAUCGGUAGCAUAUCGCUCCGUAACAGUAUUGCUCAUCUUCUUGAAAUAUCAGAUCGUACUCGCCAGUCAGUCACGAAUUCGCUCAACUUCUUGCCUCACUUCUACCGCUCAUCUGGGAGUCUCCAUCCUCGGAAGGAUGCAUUACCGUAUGUUUACCGUAAUGGACCGAACCGUCUAAACCACAAUGACCUGGCGCUAAAAUCCGAUGGUUACAGGAAAUCACGCACUAUGUCUGGGAAAUUUCUGCACACGACGAUGACUGCGAAACAGAUGUUGUACAAUGAGAAUGGAGAUCUUUCUCGACCAUCUGAUUCAGCUCCGAAAAAGGAGCUCAAACAAGGAGAAAUUGACAUACGUGCACUACAGCAGAAACGCCAUCUAGCCGAGAUCACCAGGACACGAAUAGAGGAAGACAUGAGAGAAAAUCAUCCCUAUUUCGAUCGACCCUUGUUUCUCAUCGGACGAGCAUCGCGAUUACGGGAGUUUUGCAAGAAGGACUCUCAUCGGAAUAAUGCCUUAUUUGGACUGGGGAAUGGUUACAAUAACGAUACUGUCGUGUAUUUCGAUGCUGUUCGAGAGCCCAUGGCCGACCACCGGCGAAAACCUCGUCAUGAACAAUCUUUACCUGCAGGUACCCUUUCAUAUUUCAUAUCGUGGCUAUCGGUUUACUCUUUUGUGUCAGAAAAUGAUUACCAAUUUUCUAUACAGUAG